AUGGUUAGGCCUACCAGUUUUGAUGAACUGAAAGCAUAUUUUGGCCUACUUUACUUAGCUGGAACAUUGCAUGGCAGUAAAAUGAGUAUUGAAACUUUUGAAUACAGAUGGGACAGGAAUAGAAACCUUUCGUUUGACUACAUCUGCACAAGGGGAGAAAGAAAAACACAACAUAAUCUUGAUGCCAUAAGGACUAUUCUUAAUAUGUUUGUCUCCAACAGCAGAGCAUAUUUAGCUCCAUCAGAAAACGUCACUUUGGACGAAAUGCUCGUUUCAUACAGAGGCAGGUGCAAGUUCAUGAUGUAUAUCCCAAAUAAACAUGUCAAGUAUGGGAUCAAGGUCUUCAUCCUGGCUAAAACGUACUAUUUAAAUCAUUUGGAAGUUUCUGCAGGUGCACAACCUCAAGGACCGUACAAAGUCAGUAACGAGGCAGAUGAUGUUGUUUUCCGUCUUGUAGACCCACCUGAAAUUUCGUUUGACUUUUUACCCAAAAAGCCUAAAGAAGAGCACUCAAAUAUGUUUGGAUUUCAGGAAAACGUCACAUUAUUUUCAUAUGCACCAAAACGGAACAAAUCAGUACUUAUUUUGUCGUCAAUGCACCAUAAUGAUGAAAUUGACAGUGACAGCGGUGGAAAGAAAAAAGCAAGUACAAUAACAAACUACAACAAAACCAAGGGCGACGUAGACGUCGUUGAUGUUAUGUGUGGUAAAUAUAGUGUUGCUAGAGGGACAAGACAGUGGCUUCUGUUGUUGAACAUUGCAGCUCUCGAUGGAUACAUUGUCUUCAAAGCCAACAAAAAUGUAUAA
Molecule: messenger RNA, 807 nt
Organism: Schistocerca gregaria
Lineage: Eukaryota; Metazoa; Arthropoda; Insecta; Orthoptera; Acrididae
Product: piggyBac transposable element-derived protein 4-like
Exons: 3
Coding region: 1-807 (268 amino acids)
Source: RefSeq, a predicted model, not a curated record